Molecule: messenger RNA, 1805 nt
Organism: Theobroma cacao (cacao)
Lineage: Eukaryota; Viridiplantae; Streptophyta; Magnoliopsida; Malvales; Malvaceae
Product: protein PIN-LIKES 3-like
Biological process (GO): endoplasmic reticulum to cytosol auxin transport
Cellular component (GO): membrane
Source: RefSeq, a predicted model, not a curated record
AAAUUCUUCUUCCUUCACGCACAGACCAUAAAACUGUUGAAUUUAGCAAAGCGGGAAACGUGGUGUUAAUUGGAUCCAUCGUUUUCACCCGAGGAAUGAAUGAUCAUGAAUGCAACCCAAGCAGCGAAUGCCCACCAACAGAUUGCAAUAUGAUUUGCAGUCCACUUCUGCACGUGGGAUCUCAAAUAUGCAUGUCACGACUAAUCAAGUAAUUCUUACGGAAAUCAAUUGCACAAGAAAACGAACAAAACCCGCCGCACAUUCAUAUGCUUUUAUUAAUUUGCAUCUUCCCUGUCGUCCCCAAUGCAUGCGUCGGUUUUAUCUGCGCGCUGGUUUAUAGAAGAUUCUGAUGAGAAUAUGGUGCUGCUAGAUCUUUUUAUUGCUGCUACAAUACCGGUCCUAAAAGUGCUUUUGAUAACUGCACUUGGGUUAUAUCUUGCUCUAGAUCACGUCAGUAUCUUGGGGGAAGACACCAGGAAGCAUAUGAACAAUGUAGUGUUUUACGUAUUCAAUCCAGCGCUUGUAGCCAGCAACCUUGCAGAAACAAUUACGUAUGAAAGCAUGGUUAAGCUGUGGUUCAUGCCAUUCAAUGUCCUGCUCACAUUUGUUAUUGGUUCAAUACUUGGAUGGAUAGUCAUCCAAUUUACAAGACCUCCGUCACAUUUGCGGGGUUUGAUUUUGGGUUGUUGUGCUGCAGGGAAUAUGGGGAACAUGCUCCUUAUUAUAAUCCCAGCUGUUUGCAAAGAAAAAGGAAGCCCAUUUGGAUCUCCUGAAGUAUGUCAUUCAUACGGAAUGGGUUAUGUUUCACUUUCAAUGGCGAUUGGAGCCAUUUAUUUGUGGUCUUACGUCUUCAAUAUCGUCCGAAUAUAUUCAAUCACGAGCAUCAACGAAUCCACUGUAAAUGAUUCCUCUACCAGCAAAUAUUUUAGGGAAGCAUCCACAUCAGAUCAGGGGAGUUGCACUGAACCACUACUUUCUUCCAAGGAUCUCUUGGUAUCUGAAGACAAUGAAAAUGGAUACAUCCUGCCUUGCACAAGUUCUAAGGGAAAAGCUGAGGCAAGAUUUUCAAGUAAGAUAAAGCAACAAUUAAAUAUGAUGAUUGCUAAGAUUAAUAUGAGAUCAGUAUUUGCCCCUUCAACAACUGGAGCGAUUGUUGGAUUUGUAAUUGGACUCGUCCCUCAGAUUAGAAAAUCAAUGAUAGGUGAUGGUGCUCCUCUUCGUGCGAUUCAAGAUUCUGCUUCUUUAGUGGGUGAUGGAGCCAUCCCAGCUCUCACCCUAAUUGUGGGAGGUAACCUUCUCAAAGGACUGAGAGGGUCAGGAAUUCGCAAGUCUAUCAUUUUUGGCAUCAUUGUUGCUCGUUAUAUUGCUCUGCCUCUCAUUGGUAUUGUCAUUGUUAAAGGAGCUUCUCGUAUUGGUUUUGUUCAAGCUGAUGCACUAUAUCAAUUUGUUCUCCUUCUUCAGUUUGCUGUUCCACCUGCAAUGAACAUAGGUACAAUCACUCAAUUAUUUGGAGCUGGUGAGAGUGAAUGCUCUGUUAUCAUGCUCUGGACUUAUGCCUUAGCCUCAAUUUCGCUUACCUUAUGGUCAACAUUUUUCAUGUGGUUGGUGGCCUGAAUUCUGCUAAAACAAAUGUUUCUGGAGCAAUAUACCAGCAAAGGAUGCUGUAGGUGCUGCUACCGCUUUUCUUUUUCUUUUUUAUUUUUUUUUUUUGGGAGGAUUAAGAACAGAUUCCAAACUCAGGACAACAAAUGUUUCUCUUUUCCAAAAAAUACAACUGAUGCUUUGGAAUUUCGGCGCUGGCCUCA